Molecule: messenger RNA, 1902 nt
Organism: Penicillium salamii
Lineage: Eukaryota; Fungi; Ascomycota; Eurotiomycetes; Eurotiales; Aspergillaceae
Source: the annotation of a GenBank genome assembly
AUGACGCAUCCGCUGAUCGCAGAACUCCCCAAGACAUGGUCUCGAAUCGCAGGCAUGUCCUGCCUAGAGUCAGACGAUUCCACUGACUACGGGUCAGAUUUUACACCCGAUGAAGAGCAGCUGCUAAACGAGCUGCUCAACAAAGCUGCGGGACCUGCGACCGGCCAGCCCGCCACCGCGCCAACACCAUUCUUGCCUUCAACCCCGGUCUCCGUCGAGCGGAUCACCACCCCAAAAUCACCGGAACUCCUCGAACUAGAGUCUCUGCAACCAGCAGCUCUAGCGGCACUUGUCGCAGAUAUCGAGGAUGGCGUUGAAGAGCCUUCCGCCCGCCUGCCUAAGGUACUGGGCCGUGAAAGGCCUCGUGCACCGUGGCGGUCGCGGCAGUCUCAGCCAGGCCAGGGGUCUCGAUGGAGCCCGAGUGCCAUGGAGAGGUCAAGCCCGCGCGCUGGCAACAGUAACAGGCCCCUAUCGUCUGUCGAACAUCCUAACUCAACCGAGGGCAGAGAGAUAGAACGCGAACGCCAAAAUAUCCGAACGCAAGCAUGGACACAGCAAGAUCCCGCUGUGGCGGCGCAAGACACUCGGCCUCCCGUCGAACGGUAUCGCCAGGCGCCCAACAAGGCUUUCUCGGUGACUGACCUGGUCUCACCCGCUUGGUGCGAGCUACAAUAUUGGUAUACGUUAACCAAGCAUGGGCGGAAGAAGCGGACAGCUGCGAUGAAGAAGGGAAGCUCCAUGCACAAGACCCUCGAGGAUGAAAUUUACACCACAGUGCCUGUGGAGAUCACGACAAAAGAGGAUGCAUGGGGCUUAAGGAUAUGGAAUGUCAUCCAAGGGCUGCGCAUGCUGCGCGAGUACGGCGUCACGCGCGAAAUGGAGGUUUGGGGAAUGGUGGAUGGGCAAAUUGUCAAUGGCAUCAUUGAUCAAUUGUCAUAUGAAUGUCCUGACUCCGAGCUUGAGGCCACCGCUGAAGAGUACUAUGCAAAUGCUGUAGCAUCGCGCGUCGCUCUGCCUGAGUAUCAGAUGUCUUUAUCUGACUAUCUGCUUUCCUCUUCUGGAGGUGGGAUGAAGCUGUCAGAUUGGGGCCAGGGCUACACUGAAGUUGAAGAGACAGGCCCCACUGAAAAGAAAGUCCCCGACGCUGUCUAUAACCUACCCCGGAUAUACCUGACGGACGUGAAGACAAAAGCCAGCCGUUCAUUGCCGACUGUGAAGAGCUCCGGGUUCCGACCCACUCAUCUUCAACUGCAACUCUAUUAUCACAUGCUGAACCGCCUCAUUACAAGCGACGAUGUAAAUAUCGACGUGCUUGCCGCUCGCUACGACUUCGAUGCGGAAAAACCAUUCACUGAUGCCUUCGUUUCAGAAGUCGGUGGGUUGAACGACCAAUUCUUUGAUGCUCUCUCCUCUCAGGAGUCCGAAACAGUUGAGAAUCAAAACGACGAUAGUCAAGACUCGACUGGCCUCUUACUAUCACAUAACAAUCUCUCCCAACUUUGGGGUCUCAUGAUACACCAGCUUCGCCUCACGUUCCUCCCACCCGCGGAGACACGAGAUAUUUCCUCUUCCAUUCCAUCACAGACCCAACCAGAGCUCCUCGAGGAAUAUCCAACUCUUAUUUCCCCGGUACUUACAGCCCGGUACCUUUCCUCAGCUGCCAACGAAGACCUAGAAAGGCAGUACUUGGGGAGCAGGUGUUUCCUUUUCGAUCCUACAACCCUGACUUCCUACCUGUCUGACCAGAUGGAAUGGUGGCGCGGCGAGCGAGAUCCUCGCGGCGUGGAUAUAAUGGAUGCAUGGAAAUGCCGGAUUUGUGAAUUUCGCGACGAAUGUACCUGGCGUCAGGAGCGCGAGAUGGCUUAUGCCAGACGAGGGCGCGCCGGGUCGGCGGAAAUAUAA